Messenger RNA from Corylus avellana, 1146 nucleotides. RefSeq names its product ubiquinol-cytochrome C chaperone family protein. The record is from RefSeq and is a predicted model, not a curated record. Lineage: Eukaryota; Viridiplantae; Streptophyta; Magnoliopsida; Fagales; Betulaceae. Gene Ontology annotation, cellular component: mitochondrion. Gene Ontology annotation, biological process: mitochondrial respiratory chain complex III assembly.
UGGAGCCUCAUCCAUCGCUCGCCGGUAGGGUUUAAGGCUUGAAAAAAAACAAAAAAAAACAAAAACACUUGGGAAUAUCAAUUUAGAAGAAGAACAGUCCAAGCAUAAGCAGAGAAGUUGGGUCCCUCUUAUUUCUGAUUCCAGGUGAAGGAACUCAUAAUGUUGCCAAGAUGGGGCAGAACUAUCACCAAUCUUUCGAGAGUUGGGCUGCAGAACAACUUGAAAUUUGGAAAAGAUUUCAAUGUGGUUUCAAGCCGAAGCUAUGCCAAGGUUGCUGCAGCUGCAACUGAUUCUGUGGAAAAAGGUCUCCCGAGUGCUCCCCCGAUUAACUUAAAUAAAAUGUUUUGGUCUAAGCCCUCCUCAUUGGCUUUGGCCCCGGACUCUCCUCUGAGAGUUGAAGAACCAAACUAUGUGGGCAUUAAGCGUAUUAUCCUCAAGCUGAUGCUGUUUUAUAGUAAACAAAGCAAGUCUAUUCGAGGGGCAAAUGUGGUAUACCGGCGAAUCAUUUCACAAGUUGAUAAACCUCUCAUUUAUGAAGUAUUUAACUUGGAGAAAACAUUCAAAACGACAUUUUCUUUACUUGUACUACAUAUGUGGCUUUACUUACGUCGCUUGAAAGAAGAGGGAAAGGAAGGUGUUGAAUUUGGGCAGUACUUGUACGAGAUUUACAAUCAUGAUGUGGAGCUGAGAGCUUCAAAGGCUGGGGUUAACUUACUGUUGACUAGAUGGAUGAAGGAUUUGGAGAAAAUUUUCUAUGGAAAUGUGGUUGCCUAUGAUUCUGCAAUACUCCCAGAAGCUAAAUCGGAUGAGCUGGCAAAUAUUAUAUGGAGGAAUAUAUUUUCUCAUGACGGUUUAUCACAGCCAAAUGAUGCUGCAUCACAAGCACUCCAGGCAAUGGCAAGAUAUGCUCGCCGAGAAGUUAGCUGCCUGUCCUUAACAGACAAAGAAGCUAUUCUUUCUGGGAACUUCAUGUUUACCUCGUUAGAGACUGAGAGGUUGCAUCCAAAGGGGGCAUAGGUGAGAAUCAAUCGAGUCAUAUUGAAAAUUUUCGAUUGUAAAAGUUUAUUUCUGCUGGAAAUUCUACAUAUUUGUAUUGAAUUAACAGUUGUAAAGCUCUUUUCGAAAGGAAUUAUUGUUAUUUCAUUA